GCGGCAUUCCCGGCACCGUGGGGGGCGCUGUGUUCAUGAAUGCAGGGGCGGACGGGCAGGAAACAGCCGACUGUCUGCUUUCUGUGGACGUCCUCUCUCCGACCGGUGCUCUCCUCGCCUUCCCUCGCGCCGACCUGACCUUUGCCUACCGCCACUCGCCCUUCCAGCACAUGCCGAACUGUGCUGCUAUAGUGGGAGCAACUUUCGGGCUGAGGAGGAGCAGUGAGGCACGGGACAGGCAAAGGCGGUACAUGGACAGGCGCCGGCAGUCCCAGCCCAUUGCAGAUCGCUCUGUUGGCUGCAUAUUCCGCAACCCUGCACCUCCCUCUGCUUCUUCUCUCCUCUCUAGCUCUGCUCCUCCUGUGGGUUCCUCACCACCAGCUGGUUUAGCAGCAGCUGGUGCUUCAGCAGUUACUCUCCCUGCCUCUGCAGGUGCUCUGAUAGACCGGGCUGGGUUGAAAUGUCUGCAUGUUGGAGAUGCUUUUGUGUCGCCAAUGCAUGCUAACUUUCUGGUGAAUGGUGGGGCAUGCAGUAGCAAGGAUAUGGAAGGGCUGAUUGUUGAGGUGAAGAGGAGGGUACAAGAGGAAUUUGGGGUUGAACUCGUAGAAGAGGUUAGGCGGAUUCCAUAUGAAUGA
Messenger RNA from Closterium sp. Naga37s-1, 635 nucleotides. The record is from the annotation of a GenBank genome assembly. Lineage: Eukaryota; Viridiplantae; Streptophyta; Zygnematophyceae; Desmidiales; Closteriaceae.